AUGACAAGUGAUGGAUGUGGGAUGAAUGGGCUAGGCACCGAUAAUGGGGGAGGAAAUGAUACAGCUAUGCUGGAUGACAUGGCCGGCUCGUCUCUUCUAAACAAAGACGGAUAUGAAAAUAAACGCAGACGACGAGACGACGAUAUGGACGAGCAUGACGAGGAGCAGCUUGCAGACCCUAAGCAGGUGUUAGCAGUGCUAAUACACAAAGAAGAAGACUGCAGGAUUGAGCUUCUGGGUAAUAAUGCUGAGGCUAGGGAUGUCGACGGGGUUGGUGCCAACGGCAGUGGCCGGUACGAGAAAACGGUGGCAGAUGUAGAAGCCGGCGAUGAUAUCGACGAAACACCUCUACACCUUUCAGAUCAUACAACAGACUUCCAAAGGGAUAAAAGACCCGAAGAUGCGGCGGAUCAAGACCCUUUGGCCAAGGAGAGGACAGCUGGCCAGAUACCGGGGCCUGGGACGGCCGAUGCCACGCCUUCAAACGGGAAUAAUAAAGACCGCUCAUAUAUCUCGCUGCAACCACCGAACGCAAACAGUACUGAGAAAGACAAGAACAAGGACAAGAUUCCGAGACUCUCUCCAGCGAAAUUACAGGACCUAACAUCUUCCCCGGAGUCUGCGUGUCUGCGCAAAGUUAACUCCGAUGAGCAGGUAUCUAUGCAGAAGCAGCCAGCUGAUAAUGCCUCGCCCAUCGAGAUCGAACCCGAGGAAUUAACGGCUACUCUCUUAUCCUUGAAGGAAGAAGAGGAGCUCAAUGAUGCAGAUAUAGCUAUCAGGUCCGGAUCUAGCUCAAACGGGACGACGUUGAGAGAGCGCAAUAGAAGCCGUGCUCGAAGCCGUCGGUCCAGCUCCAGCAAGAAACAUGUCCAGCUUCAGGAUCCGCUGGAAUUCCAUGGACGCUGCGUCAAUAGCGACCCAACUCAGCCGUUGCCGACGUCCUUUCGUCCUCGAACCAAGACACCGUCUGCCGCCGUCCAGCUGCCCCCAGAUGGAAGUGCUCGCCCAUCACAUAACAACUCGACCAACCGUUCGAGGCGACUGCCAUCACCCUUCGGUCUAAAUACUGGCACACGGCCGGAACGCUCAGUACGGUCAUCAGGAGCAAACAGAAGCGUAUCUCCUGUCCCCGCAUCUAUUCCAAUCCCGCCAUUCUCUAUACCUACAUACCUGCAGCUUGAACUGUCCUCCCACCGGCCAUCGUCGCUAUACAUACAUCGAUCAGGAGCGCACGAUUACCCUUACGAGAGCUCCAGAGUGAUGCUAGAGAGAUUGCAGAAUUUCUUUCUCCUUCCUCCGCUACUAGAACAGGCGUUAUGUUUUGGGACGCUUGCAUGUUUCGACUCAUGGUUGCACACUUUUACUCUCCUCCCCCUACAGUUUCUGAAGGCUGUCUUCAUCCUCCUACAGUCCUGGGUCAUUAACCUAGGGCUAGAGAUUCGAUUCGUCGCUUCAUAUAUAGUCAAUGGCCUUGGGCGAAUGUGGAAACGUCGACGAAGAAAUGACUCUGUUCGUGAUCUCACUUCUAAUGAUAAGCAAACUAACAUCAAGGAUGUAUCACCGAAUCUCAUACCCAUUGACCCGUCACCGAUCGAUGGUAGCCCUGUUCUGGAGUCAGCCUCAGGGUCGGACGCACAUCGUCGACGUCGUGGAUCUACGACUAGGCGGCACCGAAGGUCGAAAUCCAUACCGUCUACAUUACUCGCCAACGACAAAGCAGAUAUCCUCAAGGGGCUCUUGAUGAUAUUCACAUGCACUAUUCUGAUGUAUUUUGACGCCAGUCGUAUGUACCACUGGAUCAGGGGGCAGGCCGCUAUAAAACUCUAUGUUAUCUAUAACGUCCUCGAGGUUGGAGAUCGACUACUUUCAGCCAUUGGGCAAGACGUCCUUGAGUGUCUUUUCUCUCAAGAAGCGUUGGAACGCAGACCGGACGGUCGAAAUUCGAGAAGGAAAACCUGUUUCCAACUUACCUGUGCGGAUGUCGUCGAGCGAUUCCAGCUAUGGCUCAUGCUGAUCAUUAUCGCAUCCCGAAAUUUUAUUGAAACGGGUGGCUUCAAACUCGGUGAUACCCUGACUUUCCAAAGCGUUGCAGCAACUAGCACUAACAGCACAACCGCCUUUCGGCCAUCCACGUCCAUUCUUCCCCAGUCCUUCACCCUACUUAUCCCGUCGUCUGUAUUCCUCUCCCUGAGCAGCGUCAAUUCCAUCCUCCCUGCAAUCGGUCAUCUCCUUGCUCCUUUCCUUGUUGUUCUUGGCUCCGAAAUGGUCGUCGAUUGGCUCAAACAUGCAUAUAUUAGCAAAUUCAACAACCUAAAGCCAGCAAUGUAUGGCAGGUUUCUGGAUAUUCUCGCCAAAGAUUAUUACAGCAGCGCAUUUUCUGAUCAAAAUCUUAACCGUCGCCUCGGACUCCCAGUUAUACCGCUUGCUUGUCUCUUCUUCCGUGUUUCUGUGCAGACUUAUCAGAUGUUUUUGACUGCCUGGCUACCGCAGCUAUCUUCUUCUCCAUUCUACCCAUCACCUUCAAAUGCAACAUCUCUAUCCGAGAUACACAGCCACUACGCCCUUAGUUCGGAUUCUUCAUCCUCAAUAUUCUCCAACUUUUCCAACUCUUCUCCUUCUACUCUCCUAGCUUCCGUCUCACUAUCAUCAAUUGCGCAAGCAGCUUCCUCCAUUUUCCAGAUGUUCGUAUCCUACGCAACUCCUUCCCCCGCCUCUUUCGUCCCUAUAUUCACUGUGAUCCUUGUCCUACUCCUCUACAUCACCUUGCUCCUUGCAAAGCUAGUUCUCGGAAUGAUCCUUCUUGGCUAUUCCCGCACACGAUACAAGAAUAUGAAAUAUCGGGAACGAGAGUAUGCAGCGCAACAGAAACGGGAACAGCGGCGCCAGCAACAGCAGCAACGAUAUGGAAGCUCGGUUUCCCCCCUACCUCCGGGGUCAGCCUUGACUGUGCCAUCGUCUGUGGCUAUGGACAUGUCACUAUCUAACAGUGGUAGCAACAGCAACAGCAACAGCAACAGCGAUAUGAUAGAAGGCGGUCGGCGUGGCGGUGGCUGGGGUGCAGUUGAAGUUGGAGAGGAUAAACGAAGGUGGAUAUAUGUCGAUGACCCGGAAGGGCUGCGGAGAGUACGAGAUCGAGAGGAAAAAAGUAAGAACGGAAAGGCAAGUGGGUCUGGCAGCGGCGCCCAUGGCCUCGAAAAUGUAAAGAGAUAUGAAAUGGCUGCGAAGAGAAUUUGGUGA
This is a messenger RNA of Microsporum canis CBS 113480, 3237 nucleotides long. RefSeq names its product Tapt1 protein. The record is from RefSeq and is a predicted model, not a curated record. Gene Ontology annotation, cellular component: endoplasmic reticulum membrane. The transcript has 3 exons. NCBI's taxonomy places the organism in Eukaryota, Fungi, Ascomycota, Eurotiomycetes, Onygenales, Arthrodermataceae. Gene Ontology annotation, biological process: maintenance of protein localization in endoplasmic reticulum. The coding region runs from base 1 to 3237 and encodes 1078 amino acids.